Molecule: messenger RNA, 915 nt
Organism: Saccharomyces paradoxus
Lineage: Eukaryota; Fungi; Ascomycota; Saccharomycetes; Saccharomycetales; Saccharomycetaceae
Gene: PCL9
Product: Pcl9p
Exons: 1
Coding region: 1-915 (304 amino acids)
Biological process (GO): regulation of cyclin-dependent protein serine/threonine kinase activity
Cellular component (GO): nucleus; cyclin-dependent protein kinase holoenzyme complex
Molecular function (GO): protein kinase binding; cyclin-dependent protein serine/threonine kinase regulator activity
Source: RefSeq, a predicted model, not a curated record
AUGAUUUCCGACUACGACGCUCUUUUGCAAUUCAACAAAAGACCUGUUUCGCAAGAAAUGAUUCAGUUCUUAGCUACGUCCACUGCUUCCAUAAUCCAAAUAAGGCAGAACAAUAAUUCAGUCCAUGGAUGCCAACCACCAGACUUACCUACAUUUAUUAAGAACGUCGUCAUUCAGUCAAAUGUUCAAACACCAACUCUAAUGGCCACAUCGGUUUACUUAAACAAACUGAAAAGCGUAAUACCAAAAAAUGUGUAUGGCAUAGAGACCACAAGACACCGGAUAUUUCUUGGAUGUCUAAUAUUAGCUGCCAAAACGCUGAACGAUUCUUCUCCCUGGAACAAACACUGGACCACGUACACGGAAGGUUUACUCAGAGUGCGUGAGGUAAAUACCAUCGAGCGCGAACUGUUAGAAUACUUUAAUUGGGAUGUGAGAAUAACCACACCGGACCUGAUUAAAUCUCUUUCUUACUUCCUAGGGCCAAUCAAGGAACAACUAUUUUUACAAAGAAGGCAAGAACUACUGUUGUUUAAUGCGCCAAGUCCCGGCCAAUUGAAAGAAUAUAUUAAUCAUAGAAGACCGAUUUCACAUUCUAGAUCUUCUUCUGCCAUAUCAGUUCCCUCGCUGACAUCCAUGACAACAGUAUCGACAACUGACUCGAGGUCUUCCGUACUGGCAAAAUACCAACCGCCUCUACCGUUGGUGGAGUUUGACAAUUAUAAUAAAGAAAAUCAUGUGCCGCCAAGAAAUAAUGACGAUAUGUACAAUAAUUUCAGGGCACAGGAAUAUGUACACCCAAUAAAUCAUGUGGAUGUAACACCACGAAAUUCUCCAAUAACGUCGCAUAAGCCUACAGUUCACCAAAGGUUGAAUUUCACAAGGAGGGGCUGGUCAUCAUUUUUCAAGCAAUAA